Molecule: messenger RNA, 2295 nt
Organism: Callithrix jacchus (white-tufted-ear marmoset)
Lineage: Eukaryota; Metazoa; Chordata; Mammalia; Primates; Cebidae
Gene: IL1R2
Product: interleukin 1 receptor type 2
Molecular function (GO): interleukin-1, type II, blocking receptor activity; interleukin-1 binding
Source: RefSeq, a predicted model, not a curated record
CUGUGGAUUUACAAGCACAAGAACAAAACACGACCAUCUAACUAGACAAACCCAAGCCACAGCUAAUAUUCUGCUUAGUUCCAGCAGUAUUUGGCCCAAGACAGCCAAAAAGCUUGGGCAGCUCCUCUGGGCUGGCGAGGGUGGGCCUGGCUGGCUUCUUCUGCUUUAAGGGCCAGGGCAGCCAGGGCACUGGGCAGGGGAGCUCAUGGGACACUAAGAUUCCCCAGAGAGUUAAUGGCUAGGCCCACAGAAUCCUGGAGAGCCUGGCCGCCUCCUCCACAACCCCAAUCAGGACUGUAAGAAAGUCUGGGGGUGAAAUUCUUCCGUACUUCUUCCUGGGGCUGACUUCUCUGAGACCAGACCCAAGAGUGAUCUGAACAUUGUCUCCUUGGUGAGCACGGUGUUUUGGAGAGUGGUCAGGAUGGUUGGCCAUUCAUUCCCCCUCCAGAGGGCUUUGAUGGGGUGAAGGUGGGGCUGUUUUCUUGGAGCCUCAGGGGAGGGACUUUCUUUUUCUCAUUCAGCAGCUGGAAGGCAAGGCAUGAACCCAAGAUUCAGGCAAGACACCAUUUACUGCCUGCUGUGAACGGAAUGUCGGUUUCCCCCAAGAGACAACAUUCUUUUUGUUGAAAUCCUCACCUCCAAGGUUCUGCUAAGAGAAGGUGGAGUCUUUGGGAGUGAGGACAUAGGGAGAAGAUGGUCAUCUGCGACCAGGAAGAGGGUCCUCUGCAGAACCCCACACUGGCACCUGACUCAACUUCCAGCCUUCAGAACUCUGAGAAAUAAAUUGCAGAUUCCUGUUGUUUCUAAGCCAUCCUGUCUAAGCAGCUGGAAGUCUGUCAAGUGCAUUCUGGAAAUGGAUUCAGGCUAACAAUGUUCUGAAUAAUAACGCCUAAAACAAGAGCUAGAGACAUAAGGCAAUGGAGAACAUGCGUGGACAGCCCUCCACCCUCCUAGAACCAUGUAGGAGCUUAAAAAGUGCUGACCGGCCUGGCCUCACCAUGGUCUUUUUUGGUGUGAAGACCACGUGGUGCCAGACCUCAUCCUCCUCUUCCUGUGUCCUCUGGAAGUUGUCAGGAGCAAUGUUCCGCUUGUACGUGUUGGUAAUGGGAGUUUCUGCCUUCACCCUUCAGCCUGCGGCACACACAGGGACUGCCAGAAGCUGCCGGUUUCGCGGGAGACAUUACAAGCGGGAGUUCAGGCUGGAAGGGGAGCCUGUGGCCCUGAGGUGCCCCCAGGUGCCCUACUGGCUAUGGGCCUCUGUCAGCCCCCACGUUAACCUGACAUGGCAUAAAAAUGACUCUGCUAGGACCGUCCCAGGAGAAGAGACACGGAUGUGGGCCCAGUACGGUGCUCUAUGGGUUCUGCCAGCCUUGCAGGGAGACUCUGGCACCUACAUCUGCACUACUAGAAAUGCCUCUUACUGUGACGAAAUGUCCAUUGAGCUCAGGGUUUUUGAGAAUACGGAUGCUUCCCUGCCUUUCAUCUCAUACCCGCAAAUUUUAACAUUGUCAACCUCUGGGGUAUUAGUGUGCCCUGACCUGAGUGAAUUCAUCCGUAACAAAACUGACGUGAAGAUUCAGUGGUACAAGGAUUCUCUUCUUUUGGAUGAAGACAAUGAGAAAUUUCUAAGUGUGAGGGGGACCACUCACUUACUUGUGCACGACGUGGCCCUGGAAGAUGCGGGCUAUUACCGCUGUGUCCUGACAUUUGCCCACAAAGGCCAACAAUACAACAUCAGUAGGAGUAUCGAGCUACGCAUCAAGAAAAAACAAGAGGAGACCAUUCCUGUGAUUAUUUCCCCCCUCAGGACCAUAUCGGCUUCUCUGGGGUCAAGACUGACAAUCCCGUGUAAGGUGUUUCUGGGAACCGGCACGCCCUCAACCACCAUGCUGUGGUGGACGGCCAAUGACACCCACAUAGAAAGCGCCUACCAGGGAGGCCGCGUGACCGAGGGGCCGCGCCAGGAAUAUUCAGAAAAUAAUGAGAACUACAUUGAAGUGUCAUUGAUUUUUGAUCCGGUUACAAGAGAGGAUUUGAACAUGGAUUUUAAAUGUGUUGUCCGUAAUGCCCUGGGUUUUCAGACGCUACGCACCACAGUCAAAGAAGCCUCUUCCACAUUCUCCUGGGGCAUUGUGCUGGCCCCACUUUCACUGGCCUUCUUGGUUUUGGGGGGAUUAUGGAUACACAGACGGUGCAAACACAGAACUGGAAAAGCAGAUGGUCUGACUGCGCUACGGCCGCAUCAUGACUUUCAAUCCUAUCCCAAGUAAAAUAAACGGAAUGAAAUAAUUCAAA